GCCGCCGGGGAGUGCUCUCGGGUGGAGGAGCGGGGCCGGGUCUCGGCGGCUGUUGCAGUUCCAGGAGCCGGUUCCUCACACCACUCUCCGGUCGCAGCCCGCGCGCGCGCGUGAGCGGGGCGAGAGCCGACCCUGUGCCGCCGACCGGCGGGGCAGCGGCGAGCGCAUGGAUUUAUGAGGACACCCAUGCCAGAAGUGCGCAGGACCUGGGCAAACUUUGCCUCCGGCUCCACGAACUCCGCGCCGCCGCACGCCUCGACUCCUUUCCGCUCCUCGCCCGGCGGCCGCCGCUGCCCGCGAUGGUGGCCGCGCUGCUGGGCGGCGGCGGCGGGGCCCGCGCGGGGACCGUGCCGGGCGCCUGGCUGUGCCUGAUGGCGCUCAUGCAGCUGCUGGGUUCGGCGCCGCGGGGCUCGGGGCUGGCGCACGGCCGCCGCCUCAUCUGCUGGCAGGCGCUGCUGCAGUGCCAGGGGGAGCCGGAGUGCAGCUACGCCUACAGCCAGUACGCCGAGGCGUGCGCGCCGGUGCUGGCGCAGCGCGGCGGGGGCGACGCGCCGGGGGCUGCUGCUGCCGCCGCCGCCUUCCCGGCCUCGGCUUCGAUUUCGGCCGCGUCCUCGUCGUCGUCGCGCUGGCGCUGCCCGAGCCACUGCAUUUCGGCGCUCAUUCAGCUCAACCACACACGCCGCGGGCCCGCCCUGGAGGACUGUGACUGCGCGCAGGAUGAGAACUGCAAGUCCACCAAGCGCGCCAUUGAGCCGUGCCUGCCCCGGACUAGCAGCGGCGCGGGCGGUGCGGGAGGCCCCGGCGCGGGCGGGGUCAUGGGCUGCACCGAGGCCCGGCGGCGCUGUGACCGCGACAGCCGCUGCAACCUGGCGCUCACCAGAUACCUGACCUACUGCGGUAAGCUCUUCAACGGGCUGCGCUGCACCGACGAGUGCCGCACGGUCAUCGAGGACAUGCUGGCCGUGCCCAAGGCGGCGCUGCUCAACGACUGCGUGUGCGACGGCCUCGAGCGGCCCAUCUGCGAGUCUGUCAAGGAGAACAUGGCCCGCCUGUGCUUCGGCGCCGAGCUAGGCAACGGCCCGGGCAGCAGCGGCUCGGACGGCGGCCUGGACGACUACUACGACGAGGACUACGAGGAAGAGCAGCGCCCAGGGGGCGCGGGCGGCGAGCAGCCUCUGGACGACGACGACGGCGUCCCGCGCCCGGGCGGAGGCGCUGCUGCGGCGGGCGGCCGCGGGGACCUGCCCUACGGGCCGGGGCGCAGGAGCAGCAGUGGUGGCCACCGCUGGGCCCCUGCAGGCGCCUGGACCCCGCUCGCCCCUGCCCUGCUGCUGUUGCUGUUGGGGCCACUCUUCUAGCCCCUGGCGCCCCUCUGCACCCGCACUGGCGCCGGGCACCUGUGGAUUGGGGAUAGAGGAGAGGUGGGGGAGGGCUGUCAGAGACCACCCCUCCCCAGUGGACCUGGCCUCGCUGGUUGUGUGUCACUGCCAUUCGCACCUCCCGGGACUGCUCUCUCAAGGGUAAUUAAUUGGCUGGUCCUUUUCGUCCCCGGGCUUGGGCCUGGAGGCUCCCGGCUAGUAGAAAGUGUGCAAGAUUGAGCCCUGGGGCUCAGUUGACCAAGGAGGAAACCAGCUUACCAGGGACUGGGGCUGGGAGCACAGGAUGGGGUUGAAGAAGGAUUGCAUUUGCCAAGAGGACUGUUGAUUCCCACUUUUUUCUCCCUUACCCGAAGGAGGACCAAAAGUGCAGGUCUUGACCAACUUGUAUCGCUUGUCGCUGGUGAGGACCUUGCAUUCCUAAGUAAACAGAGAAGUCCUGCUUCCUGAUUCAUGCCUUGGUUAUCAGCGGCGUUGUUUGACACUGAGACGGUGAUCUCAGGAAGUCAAGAUGAGGGUAGGGUGCCGUACUGCCUUAAGGGAAACUCCUAAUUGAGUUUUGGAUAACUUUGAGCCCUUGACCUUCAUUUCACUGGUACCACUGAUCUCUUAGCACAUUUGGGAUGAAGGGUGAGUUGCUGUGGUGUUAAACAAUGCAACUUUUGCUGGGAAAAAGCGCUGCACUGCCAUCCGUGAAGGUCUCUCUGUUGAUGCUUGUGGUUUUCUUUUGUCCUUGACAUCCGGAAAUUGUAUGUUCUGAAACGCGGAGAACUUCUAGCGCCUCCGCCCCUAUCAGGGUGCUGAGCCUUGGUACUUGGUAUAUAAAGUGUAUUGAAACUGGGAUUUGUUACCAGUUGUGCUUUGUAUAUAGCAUUUUUAUAAAGUGUAUGCUUCAGAAAAAAAAUAAUUUAUUUUUAAAAAGAAAUGAAAGGUUUUAAAUCCACAUCCGUGUGACACCCCUUUCCCCCACUUACCCUACCCCCAAAUAUGCCGAAUCCAUUGGUCCACCAGGAAUCAGAACCCAGAGUCCAUGGUGAAGUGUGCUUUAGCUUCAACAGUUCUGAAAUGUACAGUGUGUAUUUUAUAGAUUUGAAGUUAACAUUGUUAUUUUUCAAGAGAGUUUAUGGACAUUGUAGAAAUGUAUAAAUGCAUUUCCAAACUGCCUUAAACAUUGUAUUUUUAUAGACAUCAUUUAAGAAAAAAAAAGUCCUAUGUUUUAAAUAACUACAGCUUUGGGUAUUGUUUUGGCUAUUUGUUUUAUUAAAAAAUGUGUACAUCAGUAAAGAAUUUAAAUAAU
Molecule: messenger RNA, 2673 nt
Organism: Ochotona curzoniae (black-lipped pika)
Lineage: Eukaryota; Metazoa; Chordata; Mammalia; Lagomorpha; Ochotonidae
Gene: GAS1
Product: growth arrest specific 1
Exons: 1
Coding region: 300-1358 (352 amino acids)
Biological process (GO): negative regulation of mitotic cell cycle
Cellular component (GO): plasma membrane
Source: RefSeq, a predicted model, not a curated record